Molecule: messenger RNA, 1304 nt
Organism: Diorhabda sublineata
Lineage: Eukaryota; Metazoa; Arthropoda; Insecta; Coleoptera; Chrysomelidae
Product: small glutamine-rich tetratricopeptide repeat-containing protein beta-like
Exons: 7
Coding region: 296-1237 (313 amino acids)
Biological process (GO): post-translational protein targeting to endoplasmic reticulum membrane
Cellular component (GO): membrane; TRC complex
Molecular function (GO): protein binding; molecular adaptor activity
Source: RefSeq, a predicted model, not a curated record
AGUAUUACAUACAUGGAUAUGUUCUGUGCCAUGCCGUAUGUAAGAAUGUGCUUAUUGCGCACUCUUUUUGAUUUGACUUUCUCAAAUGUAAAUAAUUAAUUAAGUGUCAAAGUUGUCUUUUGCCUAAAAUCACUACUUUCUAUCUAAAAAAAACAACUAAAUCCUAUUUUCAUUUGAUUUGGAACUGUCAUUUUUAGUUUAUUUGCAGCAAGAUAGUGGUGUGAAUUUUAUAGUUUACCAACUAUUUCUCACAAUUUCUCUCAAUUGGAAUUAAUAUUUGUUAGGUUAAAAAGUCAUGAAUUUAAAUCCUGGAAUUAAAAAACAAAAUUUCAUAGCUUAUGUGAUAAAUUUUUUACAAGAAGACUUACUGAACAGUAACAUGAAUAGUGAAAAAAAAGAAUCAGUUGAAGUUGCAAUACAGUGCCUUGAAACGGCAUACGAAAUUGACAUGGAUAUCAAAACGAAAACAGAAAUAGACAAAGUAGACCUGCUUUCACUCUUUCCUCCAACUAAUAAGGGUGAACUCACGGAAGAACAAAUUGAUAAAGCUGAAGGAUUUAAGAAUGAUGGAAAUUCACACAUGAAGAAUUCUGAGUAUGAACAGGCGAUAGUAGAAUAUACAAAAGCAAUCAGAAUGAAUCCAUAUAAUCCUGUAUACUAUUGUAAUAGAGCGGCUGCAUACAGUCGAUUAGAAAAACAUUUAGAUGCCAUAAGUGAUUGUAAAAAAGCUAUAGAAUUAGAUCCAUGCUAUGGAAAAGCUUAUGGACGUCUAGGAAUCGCAUACUCCAAUCUCAAUAAGUAUGAAGAUGCAUGUAAAUCAUAUGCACAAGCAUUAAAAUAUGAUCCAAAUAAUCCAAUGUACGAAACAAAUUUGAAAUUAGCCCAAGAAAAGAUGUUUGCCUCCAUGGAAAGUGCUGCUCCACCUGAACAUCGACCUUUAGAUAUUUCUCAAUUUAUUAAUAACCCUAACCUGAUUAAUAUGGCCACACAAAUGCUCAGUGAUAGUAAUUUUAGAAGUUUGAUGUCCCGGUUUAUGACAACAAAUCAGAGCGGAGAUUCGAAUUUAGAUGCACUAAUUCAAGCUGGUCAGACAUUAGCUAACAGAAUGCAAUCGGCAGAUCCUGACUUCGUAGAAAAUUUGAGACGUUCUUUGGAUCCUCAAAAUUUCGGUGCUGCAAGCCAAUCAGAUGAUGUUGAUAACGACCAUGCAAGCAAUUCUGAGAAGAAAUCAGAAUAAUAAGAGUUUUUUUAAUCUUUAUAGUAAUUUAUACUUUUUGUUCAUUAUAUUGUGUGUUAAAGAUUGA